CAUCUUGGCCUAGGCGGGAGCGAGCCGCACGCGAGAGUAAACAGCCCGAGCCGGGAAAGUCGAGUUCCGGCUUCGUCCGGGUGCCGCGGGUUAGCGGCGGAGAGGACGCAGUCCUGAUCUUCAUACGUGGGGGUGGCCGACAUGACGGCCCCGGGUGCAAGCCCCCUGGCGCCGCUGUUGGAGACUUUGGAAGACCCUUCCGCCCCCCUUGGAGAGCAGACCGACGCUUACCUGACUCUGACCAGUCGAAUGACUGGAGAAGAUGGAAAAGAAGUCAUUAUGGAAAUUGAGAGAAAACUUUCUCGGCUAUUCAGAGUUUUAAAAAUUCACAUUUCCAGUCAAAACUCAGACCUCAGUAGUGCUGCUCUACAGGCCUUGGGGUUUUGUUUGUAUAAUCCCAAAAUUACCUCAGGAUUAUCAGACACAGAUAUUGAAGAACUGCUUUUAAAAUUGAAUGAUAGUGUUAAGAGCUCAGACAAAAAUGUACGUACUAGGGCACUUUGGGUGAUAUCCAAGCAGACGUUUUCCACUGAAAUCAUUGGCAAAGUAGUAUCCACUAUAAUUGAUUCAUUAGAAAUAGUAUUUAAUAGAGGAGAGCUGCAUUCUGCUGUUGUUGAUUAUGAAGCAUUAAAUGUCAUCAUAAGGCUAAUUGAACAAGCCCCAGUUCAAAUGGGAGAAGAGUCAAUUAGGUGGGCAAAACUGGUCAUACCUUUAGUGGUUCAUUCUGCCCAAAAGGUACAUUUGAGAGGAGCAACUGCUUUAGAGAUGGGAAUGCCGUUGUUGCUUCAAAAACAACAAGAAAUAGCAUCUAUCACAGAGCAGCUUAUGACUACUAAAUUACUUUCAGAACUCCAAAAGCUAUUUAUGAGUAAGAAUGAGACUUACGUGUUAAAAUUGUGGCCUUUGUUUGUCAAACUUCUUGGGAAGACCUUGCAUCGAAGUGGGAGUUUCAUUAAUUCUCUAUUACAGCUGGAAGAACUAGGAUUUCGUAGUGGAGCACCCAUGAUUAAAAAAAUAGCAUUUAUUGCCUGGAAGAGUUUAAUAGAUAAUUUUGCUUUGAAUCCAGAAAUAUUAUGCAGUGCGAAAAGACUGAAGUUGUUAAUGCAGCCUUUGAGUUCCAUCCAUGUGAGAACAGAAACUCUAGCACUAACAAAACUAGAAGUCUGGUGGUAUUUACUAAUGAGACUUGGACCUCAUCUUCCUGCUAAUUUUGAACAGGUGUGCGUGCCUCUGAUUCAGAGUACAAUAAGCAUCGAUUCUAAUGCUUUGCCUCAAGGCAGUUCAUCUCGUGUAGCUACUUCUCCCGGUUUAAAUCCCAUGACUCCUAUACACAAAGGUGCUUCCCCAUAUGGAACUCCUGUAACUCCUCGGAUGAACUUAAGUUCAAAUUUUGGUGGAAUGGCCACAAUCCCCUCUAUUCAACUUUUGGGACUUGAAAUGCUGCUUCAUUUUUUGUUGGGUCCAGAAGUCUUGAGUUUUGCUAAGCAAAACAAACUUGUACUGAGCUUAGAGCCACUCGAACAUCCAUUAAUCAGCAGCUCUUCUUUUUUUUCCAAACAUGCAAGUACGCUUAUCACUGCUGUUCAUGAUAGCUUUGUUGCGGUUGGAAAAGAUGCUUCUGAGGCAGUUGUCAAUGCUAUUUGGAAGGAACUAAUUAGCUUGAUGAAAUCAAUCAUUGAAUCAGGUAACAAAAAAGAGAGACCAGGUUCUGAAGUUUUGACCCUCUUACUAAAAUCGUUAGAAAGCAUAGUAAAGUCAGAAGUAUUUCCUGUAUCAAAAACAUUGGUCCUCAUGGAAAUUACAAUUAAAGGACUGCCCCAGAAAGUAUUAGGUUCACCAGCAUAUCAGGUUGCUAAUAUGGAUAUUCUUAAUGGGACUCCUGCUUUGUUCUUAAUUCAGUUAAUUUUCAACAAUAAUCUCCUGGAAUAUGGUGUAGAAGAUGAAAGGUUUUUUCUCAAUCUGGAAACACUUGUAGGCUGUGUCCUUUCUGGACCAACUUCACCACUAGCUUUCAGUGACUCUGUUUUAAAUGUUAUUAAUCAAAAUGCAAAGCUGUUGGAAAACAAGGAGCACCUCUGGAGAAUGUGGAGUAUUAUAGUCACCCCACUAACUGAAUUGAUUAAUCAGACCAAUGAAGUGAAUCAAGGUGAUGCCUUAGAACAUAACUUUAGUGCCAUAUAUGGUGCAUUGACUUUACCAAUAAACCAUAUAUUUUCAGUACAGAAAUUUCCAGUGGCUACCAUGAAGACCUUACUUAGAACUUGGUCAGAAUUAUAUAGAGCAUUUGCCCGCUGUGCUGCUUUGGUGGCAACUGCAGAAGAGAAUUUGUGCUGUGAGGAACUUUCUUCCAAGAUCCUGUCCAGUUUAGAAGAUGCAGGCUUUUCAAAUUUGUUGCUCUUAGAUAGGAUCAUUCAUAUUAUUACUGUAAUGGUUGAUUGCAUUGACUUCUCACCAUAUAAUAUUAAAUAUCAGCCAAAAGUUAAAUCACCACAGAGACCUUCAGAUUGGUCCAAAAAGAAGAAAGAACCUUUAGGGAAAUUGGCUUCUUUAUUUAAACUUACUGUGAAAGUGAUCUACUCUUUCCAUACUCUGAGCUUCAAGGAAGUACAUUCUGAUACUCUCCUCACUGUUGGCAACUCAGUCACCAGUAUUCUUUCCAAAGUACUUGGACGUAUUUCUUUGCCUUCUAUGAUCCGAAAAAUAUUUGCAACUUUAUCAAGACCUCUGGCAUUAUUUUAUGAAAACUCAAAGCUUGAUGAAGUUCCUAAAGUGUAUAGUUGUAUGAGCAACAAGUUAGAAAAGCUAUUAGGAGAGAUAAUUUCUUGUCUGCACUUCAGCUACACUGGAACUUAUGACAGCGAACUUCUUGAACAGAUCUCUCCAUUAUUAUGCAUAAUAUUUUUGCACAAGAAUAAACAGAUUCGAAAACAGAGCGCUCAGUUCUGGAAUGCCACAUUUGCUAAAGUGACGAUGUUGACUUAUCCUGAAGAGUUAAAACCAAUAUUAAGACAAGCCAAACAGAAAUUUCUGCUCCUCUUGCCUGGUUUGGAAAAUGUUGAAUUUAUGGAGGAAUCCAGUGGCCCAUACUCAGAUGGAACAGAGAAUUCACAGUUAAAUAUGAAGAUAAGUGGCAUGGAAAGAAAAUCAAGUGGAAAAAGAGAUUCUUUUUUGGCACAAACAAAGGAUGCGAAAGAAAAUAUGAAACCACCAGGCCAAUUGAAAUUAGAGUCGCCUUCUCCAAAAACAAAGAGUGAAAUGCCUUUGGAAGAAGAAAAGGCUGUCGACUUUGUGUUUAUACCUUCCGAAGGAAAAGAAGCAAAGGAAAGAAUACUAACUGAACAUCAGAAAGAAGUACUCAAAACAAAGAGGUGCGAUAUUCCUGCCAUGUAUAAUAACCUGGAUGUUUCACAGGAUACUUUGUUUUCUCAGUAUACUCCUGAAGAGUCUUUGGAAGUUCCUACUUUAACUGAAAAAUCAAAGGAAGAUUCCAAGGUGAUAUUUAAGGAGGAACAAAUGGAGAGUGACAUUGUCAUUCCUCAAGAUGUCACAGAAAACUGUGGUAUGGAUGAACAUCCUGAAAAGGGUUCCCUUUCAAAUAAUGAGAGUGGUUCUAUUGAAGAAACCAGCGCAGACAUACUGAGCAGUAAUAAUGAUGCCAGAAAGAAAGCUUUAAUUUCAUCAACGAAAACACCAACUGAAUAUGCAUCUAGUGCAGAAAAUACUUUUGGUGUCAACAGUAGCUCAGUUUCUAAUGUCAUCAUUUCUGGAACUCUCCCACAGCCUACAAGUCGGAGGCAAACUUUUAUUACUUUGGAGAAGUUUGAUGGUUCAGAAAAUAGACCUUUUAGUCCAUCUCCCUUAAAUAAUAUGUCAUCAACUGUUACAGUGAAAAAUAACCAGGAAAACAUGAGUAAAACAGAUAUUCCAUCAAAAACAAAGAAAAGAGAAAUAGCUCUUGUAAAAUCUGACUCUGAAAAAAUAGUGCAUGGAAUUAAGAGAUCAAGCCGAAAGUCGAGUAAAGGUGAACAAACUGGGAAUAAAAGGUCUAAGCUCUUAAUGAGAUCUGAGCAGGAGAAAAAUACUCAGGAAUCUGUUGAUGGAAUGGUAGCCUUAGAAAAUAACCAACCUGGUUUGCUUAAUCAGACAGAAUGUAUGUUAGAUAAUAACCAUACUCAUCUCUCUGAAUCUGCAAUGGAGUAUGAGGAUACAGUGCUUAAACCAACAAUAGAAAAUGCAGUGUUAUUAGAAAACAGUACUGUAGAAGACAAAACAUUAGGAAUUAAUUUAGAAUCCAAAGAAAAUACACCCCCAACUGUAACACCAGCAGAUCAAAUAGUAGAUGACGAUAGUACUGUUCAGAUAACUCCAAGCCAAAAAACCCUUAGACGAUCGUCAAGGCGACGUUCAGAAAUAGCAGAGCCCACCACUGACAGCCAAGAGAAAGAAAAUAAUCAAAAAAAAGAGAGACGUAAAGAAGAAGAAAAACCUCUUCAGAAGAGCCCAUUGCAGGUAAAAGAUGACUUGUUACUUAAGCAAAAACUGAUUUCUGAACAAACUGUGCAGGAAAAUGUAGAGAAAGGAACUAACUUACAUGAGAAGACUUUUGGGGAAACCAGCACUAAUGCUGAAAUUGAUGAAAGUAAAAGAAAGCUAGACCUUGAGAAUAUUAAAUCUGAGGGCGACGGUGCUCAGGACAUUGCAGAAAAGUCCUCUGAAAAACCAGUAAGUGGACGAACACGGUAUCAAACAAGAAGAGCAUCCCAAGGUUUACUAUCCAGCAUUGAAAACUCAGAAUCUGAUAGUUCUGAGGCAAAAGAAGAAGGUUCUAAAAAGAAGAGAUCUGGAAAAUGGAAAAACAAAAGCAGCGAUAGUGUUGACAUUGAAGAUCAAGAAGAGAAAGUGGUAAAACAAGAAUGUAUAAACAUUGAAAACCAGACACUUGAUUGUAAAGCAAAUUCUGACGUAGACCGAGACAUAAAGUCUCAGAUUUGUGAACAAAAAGAUGAGAGUAGUGUAACUCUUGAAGAUUCUACAGUAUCUUCAGAUUUAUUGCAGGUUUCUGAUGACGUAUCAAAUACUUACGAGGGAAAAAUCAAAACCAACAAGUGUGCAGAAUAUUCUUUUUCAAACCCAUCAGUGCCAGAAUCAAAUCUCAGGACUAGAAAUGCCAGUAAGAGAUUACAAAAACGAGAUUCUGUAGAAAAUAACAGUGUGGGAGAAUCUUCAAAAAUAGGGACAUCAGACAUUUCUUUGCUUUCUGAAAAAUCUUCUCAAACACUUGAAUGCCAACAUAAGAGAAGUAGGAGGGUAAGGCGAUCUAAAAGUUGUGAGUGCUGUGGAGAAAAAUCACAACCUCAGGAAAAGUCACUCAUUGGGUUAAAGAAUUCGGAAAAUUACGAUGUAAAGGUCACUGAAACAAAAAAGACAGACAUGCAAACAGCUGUACCUGUAUCAGAAACUUAUAAAGUUAAUCUGUACUCGGAGGUAAAACUUUCAGAUGAGCAUCAUGCUGUGAAUUUUCAUUUGGGUCUCAAGGAGGAGAAUGAUACUGUUAAUGAUUCGUUAGUCAUAUCUGAGACUGAGUUCAAAGAAGAUACUGUCCAAAACCCUCUUCCUUCCGAAGUAGUGAAUUUUGAACAAGAAACUUGUGAUACGAAUUCUGCAGAAGCAACAUCUCUUGAGAGCCAAGGGCCGUCCAAUAAAAAAUGUAAAACUGUUGGCCCAUCUUUAGAUGAUUCCAGAGAUAAUUCACUGGAAUAUUCUACUUUGGAGAUUAACAAAGAAAAGCCAGAGGCUGUCCUGGAGAAGGAACUAACAAUAGAGAACAUUGCCAGUGUUGAAACAAAUGCAUGUGAAGCUGAAGCAAUAUUUAAUCCAGAAGUAGUAGAAGCUGUUGAAUUGGAUACAGAAAGUGAUCAAUCUGAAGCAGGCUUAUCUGAACAAAAGGAUGCCAAAACUGUUGUUUUUGAAGAAGAGGUAAUGGAGAUAAACAGUGAAAGAUGUGAUAACUCUGAAGCAGAGGCAGCUGAAGAACCGAAUGCCGAAGAAACAGUAACUAAAGAAUUUAAUUCUGGUAUUGGUUAUUCUGAUGAUACCGCACCUAUAAAAGUGAGUGCUCAGGCAGAGAUACCUGAACAAACAGCACUUGGGGAAUUAGAUGAAGGAAGUGAUGAAUCUAGUCCAAACUCAUCUGAAGAAAUGAAUGCUAAAAUGGAAAAUUAUGAAGAGACAGUGAUUAGUGAGGUAAAUGCUGAAGCUGACCAAGUCAGUGAAACAGAGGAUGGGGACUUGACGACUAAAAUAUCUACUAAGCUUGUACAGGCCAAUACAAAGACAUUGACUAUGGGAAUCGACAGCUUUGUUUUCAACACCCUUGAGAUGAGUAUUGAAGAAGGAAAGGUGGACUCUAAUAAAACUGAAGCAAAUAUUGAACUUAGUAAGUCUGAAGAAACAACAUUAGAUGACAAUCAAAUGGUAGAAGGGAAUGAUGAAAUUUUACAAGAAAUUCACCAUACUUCAGAGAAAGUGGAGGAAACCUCACAGUCUCUGACAUCUGAAACAGCCAUCUCCGAACUAAUAACAGAAGACAAUAAUGCAUCUCCUCAAAAAUUAAGGGAACUUGAUCCUUUACUUCUAUCAGCAAAUGGCAGUCCUAGUGGCAUGCAGACACGCUGUGUCUGGUCUCCUUUGGCUUCUCCAUCCACCAGCAUUUUAAAGAGAGGAUUAAAAAGACCACAUGAAGAUGAGAUAUCGUCACCUGUUCACAAGGUUCGCCGUGUCUCCUUUGCAGAUCCAAUAUACCAAGCAGGAUUGGCAGAUGACAUUGAUAGGCGAUGCUCUAUCGUUAGAUCCCAUUCUUCAAAUAAUUCUCCCACAGUAAAAAGUGUUAAAACUUCACUUACACAAUCUAAGCAUAAUGCCACUUCAACCAAAGGAUUUCUGUCCUCAGGAUCACGUAGCCCUAAAUUUAAGAGCUCAAAGAAGUGUUUAAUUACAGAAAUGGCUAAAGAACCUAUGCCGUGUCCAGCAGAAAGUGUUUACCCAGCUUUGGUGAACUGUGUGGCUCCAGUUGAUAUCAUUUUACCUCAGAUUACAUCAAAUAUAUGGGCAAGAGGACUGGGACAGCUCAUUAGAGCUAAGAAUAUAAAAACAAUUGGUGAUUUGAGUACUCUUACAGCAUCUGAAAUAAAAACUCUUCCUAUCCGUUCUCCAAAAGUGUCCAAUGUAAAAAAGGCUCUCAGAGUUUAUCAUGAGCAACAGGUAAAGUCUCGUGGACUAGAAGAGAUACCAGUUUUUGAUAUUUCUGAAAAAACAAUAAAUGGAAUACAAACUAAAUCUCUCCCUUCUGAUGAAGAAAGACUUGCCUCAGAUUUAAUUGAUCCUGUUGCUUUAGAAACUUCAUUACCUAAAAAUCUUAUGGCACAGAUUAGUGCACUUGCUGUUCAACUGGAUUCAGAAGAUCUCCAUAAUUAUUCAGGAAGCCAGCUGUUUGAAAUGCAUGAGAAACUUGGUAGCAUGGCAAACUCAAUAAUAAAAAAUUUGCAGUCACGCUGGAGGUCACCAGCCCAUGAAAAUUCCAUUUAGUAUCUUAAGAGAAAAUUGAAGGUUUUUUGUUUUUUUAACAUCACUGGAUUUUUUUGAUUCAUAAAAUAAGUUCUGAAAUACAGCACAGUUUCAGUCUGACUGUUUGCAAAGUUGAUAUUUCAAACCCUGAAGGGCUGUGACUUAUUACGUAAGUUCAGUUUGUAAGUUCAUAUGUAAAAUUUUUGUUCAUACAUUUUCUUGGCUGCUAUGCAUAGCUUUUUGAAAAAUUUAAAUACCUUGCUGAAACCUGAAAAGCAAAAACUAGAAACAAAAGCAUUUUAUUUUACACGUCUUAAACUCCUGGAUAUUCUGAUGAAAUGUUCAUGUAAAAUACGUUAUUUUAAGUAAAAUUGAACAUUUCUAUUUGAAUUUUUGCUGAACUGGUAAAACUGUUUAUACUUUUUUUUUUUUAAUUUAUAUUUGUUGUGCCUGAGGUUUAAGAAAUUUGUUCUUUGUAGAACACCUCAAAGGAGAUGCAGAAGAAUUGAAAUGUUUUUUCGCAGAUGUCAAUUUUGGACACAUUUCAAAAAAAUACCAAAAGUUGCAACUUUUGGGGUUAAUAUAUUAAAGCCGAAUUUACUAAAAUUCCAUUCAUUUGCAUUAGCAAAUAUUUGUGCAACAGCAUUGGUGAAAAUUUAGUCGUUUGAGACCUACCCCAUUCAUUUUAAAAUGCAUGACUAUUUGUACAUUAUGUAUAGAUUUAAAUGUUUUUAAUUUAUAAAUUUCAGCCUUUGUUAAUGGCAUGAAUUUUCCUGCAGCUACUUGUGAAUACCUUUGUUUGAUAGAAACCUAUUUUGUAUAUAUUAAAUGCUGAGAGAUCAGUAUGGACAGUUAGAAGUGAUUUGUGGGCUUGCUGCAGAUGAUUGUAGGAUUCUGUAUCUACAAAUACAAAUAGUUUUGUACUUAGUAGUCUUAGUAAAAACAUGAGUUUAUUUUCUAAAGUAACCAGAAUGAGUUAUAGAAAUGAGAAAGUGUUACAUAAGAACUUUGCUAUUCAUACCUAUACUUUUUUUUUUUUUUUUUUGGAAGGAGGGUGUCCACCACUAGAAAACGUGCUUCAUCACAUUUCUUUUUAAUGGAGAGUUAGUAUGACUAUUUUUGUUACAACUUGGACUAUAAGAAAUCUAGACUUUAUCUGCUCUUUUCACCUAUACCUAAAGCAAACUUGGAAGAAAUUUGAAAUUGUUCUUUUGAAAUAUGUAUGUUUUGCAUAGUUUAAAAGAAUAGGGUGUAUAUAAUUAAAACGUUUGUAAAUUUUACCAUCUAGUAUUAGUGCCUGACUUCCCACAUUUGUUUCGUCUCUUCACAGUGAGAAUAUCUCAUUUGCUCUCUGAAUAGAAUGAGUGAGUGACCUCAGUUUCAUCCUUUAUUCAGAACUUAACCAGAUUGAAAAGGCACACAUUAUUCAGCAAGUUACAGCAAGUUUAAUCCUUGUGUCUAGUUAAUUCUUAUAAUACUCAGAAGGGGACCACCAGUCAGCCAGCAAAGUUGGUGUCAAUUUCAUAAUUAUAAAAUAGUAGUUUAUAUCGUCUCUCUUUUCCCAGAUUCUUUUUUAUAGUAAAGAGGCACGUAAGUUUUUUUAGUUAACAGAUGUAAGAAGGUGUGUGUGUGUAUGUGUUUGUUUGGAGAGUUAAAAUUGGCUUAUUUCUUACUGUGUCUUAAUGUUUGUGUUAACUGGUUGGUGAAAUGAGUUCUAGGGAACAUGAACAGUAUAGCAGAAAAUGUGACUAAAAUGAUCAUUUACUUAAAUCACUGAAUUUGAUACAAGCACAGCUAUUAAUUUUCAAAUGUUAUAGUUGCACAAGGAUGUAUUUUAAAAUGUUUUUUGAAGGCAGAAACCAGCUUUCUAAAUCUUCAUUCCUGAUAUAGUUGUAAGUGUAUAUUUGAGGCACCUUAAUUUUAAUAUUCUUGCCUUAAAUGUUUCUGCACAUUUUCCCCUGAAUGAUUCCUGAAUAGCAAAAAGUAUUAACACUCCUUGAUCAGUUUCAGUGUGUUGUUUCACUAUUAAAAUAACAUCAGUUUUCCAGCUAUUUUCUAAGGGUUAAUAAAACAAAUGGCAAAUAUUAGUAAGAGAAUCUAAAUGUGAUUUCUUAUUUUAUGCAUUUAUGAAAAGAAUCUGGUUGCUUGCAGAAGCAUAGUACAAUUUAUGUUCCAAAUGGACUUUGUAUAGUGGAUUUAAAUUUUCAGCAUUGCAGUGAGCCCAUUCUCAAAAUGCUGUGACAUUUGAACAAGUUUGAAAGCCAUUGUUGAAUGGUAUGGAGCUUUUGUUCUAAUUCCAUAUUGUCUAAGAUGAAUCGGGUUUUACACCUUGAAAGUAGUCAGGGAUUCUGUUAUAUUUUAAGAACCAUAAAAAUGUCAAGCAAUUUGGAUUAUGUUUUGCCUAAAAUAAAAGUGGCAGGGCAAGAAACAAAAUUAGGGGGAAAAUGGGAGAGGGGUGUGUCUUUGUGUGUGUGUAAAAUUUACAAUUAACAUUUUUCUAAAAAAUUAAAAAAUUUUUUAAUUAAUUAAAAAUAAGUGCCAUUUAGAAAACCUUUCUUGGAAUUUAACAGAAAAUGUGAGUCAAAGGGGUCACAUUUUCCCUUAAUGCCAUUCUUUUCCAACUUGACUUUACAACCCAGUAAGAAGGGCCUAGUUUCCGUCUUAACAUUCUUUGUUAUUGAUUUUCAGGGAGAUACUUUGCAGCUGGGCUAGGAGGUCAUAAAAUAGCAGCUAUUGACAAUAUUACGAUUUUGGUGGAAGGGAGAGAGCUGUUUGCUCAAUAGCACAACCCUUGUCUGUUUUAUUCCUAAGCCAUCAGAAAGGUUAUGUACAUUGUAUACAAACAUUAAAGUUUUGACUUUUAACAGUGCUUCUCAAAUUUGGCCUGUAUGUAUGAAAAUGCAGAUUAUGAUUCAGCAUUUCUGGGCUUGAGGCCUGAUAGUUCAUGGCCAAAAAUUUCCACAUGAUCCAUACAAAUGCUCAUGUCUGUGGGUAGGCCUAAGAUGCUUCAGGCUGCGAAUUAGGUGAUAAUAACUCAAGCAGGUUUAAAUCCCAGGAAUUGUUGCUACAAAAGAUAAAGAUUAGUAUUUUUUAAAAUAAUUUUUUUUCAGAUUUAUGUUUGGGGGUACAGACUGGUCUUGAAGCCUUCAAAUUAAAGUUCAAAGUUUUUUCAAGAGUUAAAGGUAGAAUUUUGCCUCAUUUGGAGCCUUUUUUAAAUAUGGAAGAUUUACGGUAUUGGAGAGAUUUAUGUUUUUAAGUAGGCAGUUCUAUAUUUCAUAUUGUAAAGAACCUUACUAAGCAGAUUAGACGAUUUGAACCUUUUUCAUUAGUGUAUGUGGAUUAUUUUCUCAUUUUUCUAAUAUAAAAGUAAAAUUUCAAAUAUUAGGAAUGUAUUUAGUCUCUAAAUCUUGCCUUCUAAGUUAUGGGGCUUCAUAUUUUACUAAUAAACAUUGAAAACAGACUACCCCUAAUUAAGAUUAACUUGGCAGUAAAGUUAGCAGUACCAAAAUAAGUCCUAAAAGAUGUGAGUUGUCAUUUUACUAAAGACUUCUGGUUACUUUGCCAUUACAUUGUUGACAGUUUGUGUCAUCUUAAAAUGGUGUUUGAAAAACAAAUAAUUUUUCCCAAAAAAUGAGUUUCUCUGGGCAUUGUUAUGUUGUGUUUCCCUAACAUAUUUUAAAUGCUUUUUGUGUGGAUUGCACUCCUUCAGAGCACUUAAGAAAAUGUAGCCAGAAGUUAGGUAAUGGGUUUUUUAAAUUGAUUUAUCAAAAUUUGUUGAUUUUUUUUUUUUUUUU
Messenger RNA from Panthera uncia (snow leopard), 11357 nucleotides. RefSeq names its product replication timing regulatory factor 1 (gene RIF1). The record is from RefSeq and is a predicted model, not a curated record. The transcript has 36 exons. Gene Ontology annotation, cellular component: nucleus. The coding region runs from base 142 to 7584 and encodes 2480 amino acids. NCBI's taxonomy places the organism in Eukaryota, Metazoa, Chordata, Mammalia, Carnivora, Felidae. Gene Ontology annotation, biological process: telomere maintenance.